Messenger RNA from Argentina anserina (silverweed cinquefoil), 2545 nucleotides. Its product is annotated as vesicle-fusing ATPase. The record is from RefSeq and is a predicted model, not a curated record. The transcript is spliced from 21 exons. Gene Ontology annotation, molecular function: ATP binding; ATP hydrolysis activity. The coding region runs from base 46 to 2244 and encodes 732 amino acids. Gene Ontology annotation, cellular component: Golgi stack. Lineage: Eukaryota; Viridiplantae; Streptophyta; Magnoliopsida; Rosales; Rosaceae. Gene Ontology annotation, biological process: SNARE complex disassembly; Golgi to plasma membrane protein transport; intra-Golgi vesicle-mediated transport.
UAAAAAAAAACCUCCAAAGCCAGAUCUCUCCCGCCUCUGCAAAUUAUGGCUCCGGCGACGAUGAUCGUUACCAACACUCCGGCCGCCGAUCUCGCCCUCACCAACCUCGCCUACUGCUCGCCGCUCGAUCUCCAGAAAUUCGCCAUUCCCGGCACCAAGCUCAAUCUAGCUCUCAUCGCCGACUCGUUCGUCCUCUCAGUCUCUCCGCACCAGAGCAUACAGCAGGGUUUCAUUGCGCUCAAUGCAAUUCAGCGACGGCAUGCUAGGGUUUCCAGCGGUGACUCGGUCUCUGUGAGCAGGUUUACGCCGCCUGAUGAUUUCAACCUGACUUUGCUCACUCUGGAAUUGGAGUUUGUAAAGAAAGGGACUAAGAGUGAACAGAUUGAUGCCGGUGCCCUUUCGAGCCAACUUAAGAAGAGGUUUAUGAACCAGGUUAUGACAGCUGGACAAAGAGUAUCAUUUGAGUAUCAUGGCACUAACUACAUUUUUACAGUCAAUCAAGCUGUAAGAUCAGAAGAGUCUAAUUCUGUUGAAAGAGGGAUGAUAUCGAGUGAAACAUAUUUCGUUUUUGAGGCACCGAGUGGAAAUGGAAUAAAGAUAGUGGGCCAACGUUCUGAUACGACUAGCAAAAUCUUUAAGCACAAGGAAUUCAACCUUCAAACACUUGGCAUUGGUGGCUUAGGUGCUGAGUUUGCAGAUAUAUUCCGAAGAGCGUUUGCCUCUCGUGUCUUCCCUGCACAUGUUACAAAUAAACUAGGGAUCAAGCAUGUUAAGGGUAUGCUGCUGUAUGGACCACCUGGUACUGGAAAAACUCUUAUGGCACGUCAAAUUGGAAAAAUGUUGAACGGGAAAGAUCCGAAGAUUGUUAAUGGUCCAGAAGUCUUGAGCAAGUUUGUUGGUGAAACUGAAAAGAAUGUUAGGGAUCUAUUUGCUGAUGCUGAGAAUGAUCAAAGGCUUCGUGGGGAUGAAAGCGAAUUGCAUGUCAUAAUCUUUGAUGAAAUUGAUGCUAUUUGUAAGUCAAGAGGAUCGACCAGAGAUGGCACAGGAGUUCAUGAUAGUAUUGUGAACCAGUUACUUACAAAGAUUGAUGGUGUGGAGUCUCUGAAUAAUGUGUUGCUGAUUGGGAUGACAAACAGAAAGGAUUUGAUUGAUGAAGCCCUUUUGAGGCCAGGACGUCUAGAAGUUCAGAUUGAGAUAAGUCUUCCGGAUGAAAAUGGUCGCAUACAAAUUCUUCAAAUUCAUACAAAUAAAAUGAAGGAAAGCUCUUUUCUUGCUCCUGAUGUCAACCUGCAAGAGCUUGCUGCUCGCACAAAGAACUAUAGUGGUGCAGAACUGGAAGGAGUUGUCAAAAGUGCAGUAUCAUAUGCUUUGAAUAGACAACUAAGUUUGGAUGAUCUUACCAAGCCAGUGGAUGAAGAGAGUAUUAAGGUUACCAUGGAUGAUUUUCUACGUGCACUCCAUGAAAUUGUACCUGCAUUUGGUGCCUCCACUGAUGACCUUGAAAGAUGCAGACUUCAUGGCAUGGUGGAUUGUGGGGAUCGACAUAAGCAUAUCUAUCAAAGAGCCAUGCUACUUGUGGAACAAGUUAAAUCAAGUGAGAGAAGCCCACUUGUUACAUGCCUUUUGGAAGGUCCUAGUGGCAGUGGUAAAUCUUCACUAGCAGCUACUGUUGGCAUUGACAGUGAUUUCCCCUAUGUUAAGAUUAUCUCGGCUGAGGCAAUGAUUGGUCUUCAAGAGAGUACUAAAUGUGCGCAAAUUGCAAAGGUUUUUGAAGAUGCAUACAAGUCCCCAUUAAGCAUUAUUAUCCUGGAUAAUAUUGAAAGGUUACUAGAGUAUAUUGCUAUUGGUCCAAGAUUUUCAAAUUUGAUAUCUCAAACACUGAUGCUCCUUCUCAAGCGCACUCCUCCGAAGGGGAAAAAGCUACUGGUUUUUGGUACAACAAGUGAAGUGGGCUUCUUAGACUCGAUUGGUUUUUGUGAUACCUUCUCUGUCACUUACACUGUUCCCACAUUAAAGAAAGAGGCUGCAAAGAAGGUGCUAGAACAGUUAAAUGUCUUUGCUGAUGAAGACCUAGAUGAAGCUGCGGAGGCCCUGGAUGAUGUUCCUAUCAAGAAGCUCUAUAUGGUAAUUGAGAUGGCAGCCCAGGGUGAGCGUGGAGGGUCUUCGCAGGCAAUCUUCUCCGGACAAUCGAAAAUAGAGAUCAAUCACUUUAAUGCGAUCCUUCAUGAUACGAUUCGAUAUUAGUUUCCGAGUAUAGUCAGAUAUGAAAAACCACAGGACACUUCGAGGGAGUUGACACUUCACAUCAUAUGUAGUCCGUUCCAUUUUCCUUUUCUGUUGGUUUAUGUUUUGGUUUUCAAUUUAUGAUUGGUUCUCUGUUAACACCCAAGUGCUUUUCCAUGUUGGGAUUAAAAGCUUGGCUGGGAAUCUGGGAGUUGAGUUGUAUAUCAAUCGAGGGCGCUGUUCUUGCCUUCAUUUGUGGUUUUGUAGCUAUAUCAAUAGUGGCGGCAGUAAAGUCAUCUCUUUAUUUUUCGGAAAGUCUGUC